UCCGGGAGCUGCUCGUUCCUGCAGGCUCGGCCGGUGGCCGCUGUCCGGCACUGGGUUCCCGGCGCGGCGAGGCGGAGAGGCCCGGGCCCGGCGCCGCCCGCGCAGCCCUUGGUCGCGGCCGCCGGCGCUGCACCGCGGCGGGGGGCGGGGCCGGCUGCCGGGGAGGCCCGGGGGGCUGGGGAGCCUCCCGGCCCGGCCGGGUGACACGGGCUGGGGCUCCGGCCGCAGCCACAGUGGCCCGGCCGCCGCGUGACUGGCCGCAGUCACGCUGUGCUUAAUCACAAUUAGCUUGUGCUCCGGGCUGGCCGCGCUCCCAUUUCUCCCAGCCGGUGACCCCGGGGAUUUCUCUUAUGGUGGCUUUCUCUGAAAUGCCAAAACCACCCGAUUAUUCAGAACUGAGUGACUCUUUAACGCUUGCCGUGGGAACAGGAAGAUUUUCGGGACCAUUGCACAGAGCAUGGAGAAUGAUGAACUUCCGUCAGAGGAUGGGAUGGAUUGGAGUGGGAUUGUAUUUGUUAGCAAGUGCAGCAGCAUUUUACUAUGUUUUUGAAAUCAAUGAGACUUACAACAGGCUGGCCUUGGAACACAUUCAGCAGCACCCGGAAGAGCCCCUUGAAGGAACCACAUGGACACACUCCUUGAAAGCUCGGUUACUCUCCCUGCCGUUUUGGUUUUGGACAAUUAUUUUUCUGAUCCCUUAUUUACAGAUGUUUUUGUUCCUUUAUUCUUGUACAAGAGCUGACCCCAAAACGGUGGGCUAUUGUAUUAUCCCCAUAUGCUUGGCAGUUAUUUGCAAUCGCCACCAGGCAUUUGUCAAGGCUUCUAAUCAGAUCAGCAGACUACAACUGAUUGACACGUAAAAUCAAGUAAAAUCAAAUCGGUCACCGUUUUUCCUUACAAUACAAAACUGCCAGUGCUAUAUGGAACCUGAUCACAAGACUGCAGUUUCUUCACAGAUCUCAGGAAGUUGUGGUGGGGCAGAGGCUUUCUAAAAAGUGUGACCAGGGGGCUCUCUUUAUCGGAAUAAUAGUGACUUUUUAAAUGAAGCCUGAGAUACAGUACUACAGAAUCAUGUUGAUGACUUCAGCUUUUGGAAGUAAAAUCGUGUCUGUUAUUUGCAUUCUUUAGAAACUUGAAUAAGUACCCGAACUCCUAUUUUUAUUCUACUGUGCAACAUAGUGAUGAUUCAGAAAUUUUUCCUUUGGGGAAGAAAAUAAAUAUGAAAAUUUCCAUUGUGCUUAAUGUAAAAAGGUCCAAACAUGGUCAUAAAAUUUAAAUUUUAUACAGUUACCUGGCUUGCUUUAAAAUUCUUCAAACUAAAACACCAGUUCAACCUUGUAAACUAAGCCAACUAUUUAUGCUUGCUUGCUAUCAGUUUGUGAGAAAUUGGCAUACAAUUAUUGAGGUGAUGGCUGUCUUGAUAAACAAAGUUUGUGCUUCCUUUUGGUAAGGCUACUGGCAUUAUCAGCAUUAUUAAUGCCUUUGGUUUUUUAAAAAUUACUUAGGAAGAAACUCAAUGUUUGGAAGUUGAGAAAUCUCACACACGGAAGAUGGAAACGAGGUGUUCAGUGAAAAUAUUUCGUCCAGCCUCUGUCAGAUGUGUGACACCACUCUAACAUCCUACCAGGUCAUCAGCCUUGUGAGUUUCUUCUCUGGCCUAAGGUCCAGUCUUCAGGCAACAGGUCAAUUGCAUGAAGAUGUGAUCCUUGUACUUCCUCCUUUGCAUUUGUACUUCCUACCUCAUGUCUGGUACCAAUACAAAUAACUAAAACAUGGAAAUCUCA
Messenger RNA from Leopardus geoffroyi (Geoffroy's cat), 1784 nucleotides. It is a transcript of the gene LYSET, whose product is annotated as transmembrane protein 251. The record is from RefSeq and is a predicted model, not a curated record. The coding region runs from base 351 to 860 and encodes 169 amino acids. The transcript is spliced from 2 exons. NCBI's taxonomy places the organism in Eukaryota, Metazoa, Chordata, Mammalia, Carnivora, Felidae.